This is a messenger RNA of Sabethes cyaneus, 1887 nucleotides long. RefSeq lists its product as uncharacterized. The transcript has 2 exons. Lineage: Eukaryota; Metazoa; Arthropoda; Insecta; Diptera; Culicidae. The record is from RefSeq and is a predicted model, not a curated record. The coding region runs from base 1 to 1887 and encodes 628 amino acids.
AUGACUAAGAAUAGCUUGACUGAUGUCUACACGGUCAAAGAAUUCAAGCUUCCGUUGCAAUAUUUGUCCAUGCGCAAGCUUGCAGACAAAUAUGGCUACCUCAAUGGUUUGCCAAUACAUUGCUAUGGCGUACAACCUAAGCUGUUAAUUGGUAUGAACAACGUGCAUCUGGUCCACGCUCUUGACAGCCGCGAAGGAAUGCAGAACGAACCAGUUGCAAUGAAGACACGCCUAGGAUGGACGAUUUACGGGACGUGCGCACCGGAGAGCACCCAUGCAGCAUCGUGCAGCUAUCGCAUCUGCUUCCACUAUGGAGAUUCGGAGGAGCUCUUGCAUGAGACAGUCAAACAAUACUUCACGCUCGAUAGUUUAGGGAUCGGCGCUCGACAAAACCAGCUUUUAUCCAAGGAGGCUGAACAAGCAUUGAUAAAACUGCGUAGUACGACAAUGUUCUUCAACGGUAGAUAUCAGGUGGGGCUGCUCUGGAAAUAUGACGAUAUGCGCUUGCCUAACAACCAGUCUAUGGCAUUGAGGCGUCAUCACUGCUUAACUAAAAGGUUAGAACGCGACCUCGAAUUAUCCAGAAUAGUGCGUUCGAAGAUGGCGGACUACGAGCACAAAGGAUAUAUUCGGAAGCUUACUCCCAAAGAAACACGGAAAACUGGGGACCGAACCUGGUAUUUGCCGAUAUUCCCGGUAUUCAAUCCCAAUAAACCUGGUAAGGUUGGGAUCGUCUUCGAUGCAGCUGCUUCUUACGGUGGUGUCUCGCUUAACUCGGUAUUGAUGAAAGGCUCCGAUCAACUGAACGAUCUGCUACCAGAAUUGUACAAAUUUCGGGAACGGUUAGUUGGUCUGGGAGGUGACGUAGCGGAGAUGUUUCAUCAGAUACGGAUGAAGCCCGAAGAUGAAGACAGCCAAUGGAUCGUGUGGUGUGCUAACGAAGAAAUAAUGGAACCGUGUGACUACGUGAUGCAGGUGGUGACAUUUGGGGCAACGUGUUCACCCAGUACAGCCAUCUUCGUCUUGAACGAAAACGCCAGCCGGUUUGGGAAGGAGUAUCCUACCGCCGUCGACGCUAUCCAUCAUAGACUCUACGUCGACGACAUGUUGACUAGCGUAGAUACGGAAGAGGAAGCAAUAACAUUAGCUAGCGAAGUCCGCUACAUUCACCAGCAGGGUGGAUUCUAUAUGAGGAAUUGGGUGUCGAAUUCGUCAGUUGUGCUGAAGAGUCUGGACGAAAAUCCGAAACACGAAAAGUCGAUGGACAUGAACUCCGAUUUGGCUAUGGCCAAAGUUCUUGGUAUGUGGUGGAGCACUACGGAGGACGUCUUUCGACACAAGCUUUCCACAGACCGGAACAAGGACCUACUCUCCGGCGAGAAGCAUCCAACCAAGCGUGAUAUACUUCGAACGUUAAUGGCUACCUACGAUCCGUUAGGUCUUAUAGCUCACUAUUUAAUGUAUCUGAAGAACUUCUCCUCAUGGUACCGUUUGCGACGUACCACGGCUUUCGUUCCACGUUUUGUAAAUAAUAUCCACCUGAGGAAACACGGUCAACAACCGUUCAUCGGACCACUCUCUAGGCAGGAGCUACUCGAGGCUGAGUUGUUCCAAAUCAAGCGAGCCCAGGAGGAAGUCUAUGCGGAUGAGCUAGCAAUCCUCGCAGCAGGCGUUUGUCGUCUCCAUAAGAAGAACAGUCUGUUCAAGCUCAGUUCAUUCAUCGAUGUCCAAGGUGUGAUGCGGAUCAAUAGUCGUUUAAGCGAAUGCGACUUCCUACAAGAAAACAACAAGUACCCUGUAGUACUCCCCCAGAUCAUCCUGUCACGACACUUAUCGUACGCGACGUUCACCUGCGCUAUCAUCAUCAAUGUCACGAGACCGGCGUGA